UGGUUGCCGGGAGAACUGGUGACAACAAAAGACGGGGGCGGCCGCUGGGCGGUGUGGGGCUGGGGAGCAAAGCCAGGGCAUCCGGCCUUCACCUAGGAAGACCCGGUCUUUCCAGAGCGGGACUCCAGAUCUUACAUAAAAUGUUCACUAUUAAGGAACUUUAAGCAGACAAUCUAUUCAGUAAAAUCUCAGCUGCCAUGGAAGAAAUACCAGUAAAAGUUGCUGUAAGAAUUAGACCUCUGCUUUGCAAAGAAGUUCUUCAUAACCAUCAAGUUUGUGUGAGAGAUAUUCCAAACACCCAGCAAAUUAUCAUUGGGAGAGAUAGAAUUUUUACUUUUGAUUUUGUUUUUGGCAAAAAUUCCACUCAAGAUGAAGUUUAUAAUGCAUGUAUAAAGCCCCUAGUGUUGUCACUCAUUGAGGGCUAUAAUGCAACUGUUUUUGCCUAUGGACAGACUGGAUCUGGGAAGACAUACACCAUUGGAGGAGGCCAUGUUGCUUCACUUGUGGAAGGUCAAAAGGGUAUCAUUCCUCGAGCUAUCCAAGAAAUAUUUCAAAGCAUCUCUGAAAAUCCUGGCAUUGACUUUAAUAUAAAAGUGUCAUAUAUAGAAGUAUACAAGGAAGACCUAAGAGAUCUUCUAGAAUUGGAGACUUCCAUGAAGGACCUUCAUAUCCGAGAAGACGAAAAAGGAAAUACAGUGAUUGUUGGAGCCAAGGAAUGCCAAGUAGAGAGCAUGGAUGAAGUGAUGAGUCUUCUAGAGGUAGGGAAUGCGGCCAGACAUACAAGCACCACCCAGAUGAAUGAAUACUCCAGUAGAUCACAUGCAAUUUUUACAAUAAAUGUCUGUCAAGUUGAGAAAAAUGCAGAGGCACCUGAAGGUGGAGAGUGGUAUUCACGUCAGCACAUUGUCUCCAAAUUCCAUUUUGUGGAUUUGGCUGGAUCAGAAAGAGUGACUAAAACAGGGAAUACAGGGGAACGGUUCAAAGAGUCCAUUCAGAUCAACAGUGGGUUACUUGCUUUAGGAAACGUAAUACGUGCCCUUGGGGACCCACGCAGAAAGAGCUCACAUAUUCCAUAUAGGGAUGCUAAAAUUACCCGGCUUCUGAAAGAUUCCCUAGGAGGCAGUGCCAAGACUGUGAUGAUCACGUGUGUCAGCCCAUCCUCCUCAGAUUUUGAUGAGUCCUUAAAUUCUCUCAAAUAUGCUAACAGAGCACGGAACAUUAGAAAUAAACCCACUUUAAACUUCAGCCCUGAGUCAGACCGAAUGGAUGAAAUGGAAUUUGAAAUUAAGUUGCUUCGAGAAGCUUUGCAGAGCCAUCAGGCUACUAUCAGCCAAACUAGCCAGGUCCCUUCAGAAGGCACUCCUGAUCAAAAUAGGAUCCAUUCUCUUGAGGAACAGGUAUCUCAGCUCCAAGAGGAAUGUCUAGGCUACCAAAAUUGUAUAGAGGAAGCUUUUACUUUCCUGGUAGACUUAAAAGAUGCUGUCAGACUAAACCAGAAGCAGCAGCACAAACUGCAAGAAUGGUUCAGCAUGACUCAAGAGGUCAGGAAGGCUGUCCACACCUCAUGCCCAGGAAACCAAGGCCCUGGAAACCUGGAAGAAGGACCACAGCAUGUUACAGUUCUCCAGAUGAAGAGAGAACUUAAGAAAUACCAGAAUGAAGUUAUAACAGAACAGCAAUUUCUUGUGGAUCAGCUGAAUGAAGAAUUAACAAAACAACUGUCAAUGACAUCUUCAACUAAGGAAAAUUGUAGAGUUGGGCCUGAUAUCAGGAUUCCCGAGAAGAGACCAUAUACUGUACCAUUUGAUACUCAUCUGGGGCAUUACAUUUAUGUCCCAUCCAGACAAGAUAUCAAGAAGGUCUUCUCAAGUACUCCUUUAUACUCUCUGGAUCAAAUAUUGGCUGGGUUUCGAACACGAAGUCAAAUGCUGGUGGACCACUUAGAAGAACAUGAUGAAGUUCUCCACUGCCAGUUUUUGGAUAACAGUGAUGAUGAGGAAUCAGAAGGCCAGGAGAAAUCUAGAUGUAGAAGUUGCUCAUGGGUUAAAAAACCAGGCUCUGUUUGCUCUCUUGUUGAGUUGAAUGAUACUCAGGAUGAAACACAAAAAUCAUAUUUGAGGAAUGAAGAUUUGAAGAUGGAAUGUCUCCAGGAAAGUCAAGAGUCAAAUUUGCAAAAAUUAAGGACUUCCGAAGUCAUACUUAAUAAAGCUAAACAGAAAAUGAGAGAACUUCCAAUUAACAUCAGGAUGAAGGAAGAUCUGAUUAAAGAGUUAAUAAAAACAGGUAACAAUGCCAAGUCUGUAAGCAGACAGUAUUCUUUAGAAGUAAUAAAACUGGAACAUGAAGCAGAACAGGCAAAAGUGGAACUAACUGAAACACAGAAGCAGCUGCAAGAGCUGGAAAACAAAGAUCUUUCUGAUAAGGCUUUGAAGGUAAAAUUACAGAAAGAGUUCCGUAAAAAGAUGGAUGCUGCAAAGCUGAGAGUUCAGGUCUUACAAAAGAAGCAACAAGAUAGUAAGAAAUUGGCAUCACUGUCAAUGCAAAAUGAGAAACGUGCCAGUGAACUAAAGCAAAAUGUGGAUCACCUGAAAUAUCAGAAAGUACAGCUGCAAAAAAGGCUUCGAGAAGAAAAUGAGAAAAAGAAGCAACUGGAUGCAGAAAUUAAGAGGGAUCAACAAAAAAUCAAAGAACUACAGUUAAAAACAGAACAAGAAGAAGGUCUAAAAUUGAAAGCUGAGGACCCUGAUGGGUUUAACUUGAAAAGAAGAAAAGGUCCUUAUAGGAGUGUGGAACACCUCCAGAAAUUGGAUGAGCAAAAGAAAUGGUUAGAUGAAGAAGUAGAGAAAGUUCUGAACCAACGCCAAGAAUUAGAGAUGCUGGAAGACGAAUUAAAGCAACGAGAAGCUAUAAUUUCUAAGAAGGAAGCCCUGCUACAAGAGAAGAGCCAGCUGGAAAAUAAGAAAUUGAGAUCUAGUCAGGCCUUAAACACAGACAGUUUGAAAAUAUCAGCUCGUCUGAACUUGUUGGACCACGAGUUGUCUAAAAAAAGUUUGCAGCUUGAAAGCAGCACAACUGAUGAGAAAAUACAGAUUUUAGAACAAGUUCAAGCUCUCCAAAAAGAAAGGGAUCAGCUCCAGAGACAAAGGACCAGUGUAGAUGAAAAACUUAAAAACGGUAGAGUGCUGUCACCCAAAGAAGAACAUCUUCUGUUCCAACUUGAAGAGGGGAUUGAAGCUUUGGAAACUGCAAUUGAAUACAAGAAUGAAAGUAUCAAGAGUCGCCAGAACUCACUGAGAGCAUCAUUCCAGAAUCUCUCUCAGAGUGAAGCAAAUAUUUUGGAGAAAUUAGUUUGCCUGAAUCUUGUUGAGAUUAGAGCUGUUCUUUUCAAAUAUUUCAAUAAGGUGGUUAAUUUGAGAGAAGCUGAGCGUAAACAACAAUUACAGAGUAAAGAGAUGAAACUGAAGGUUCUAGAAUGAGAUAAUAUGGUUCAUGAAUUAGAAUCUGCACUGGAGCAUCUGAAAUUGCAGUGUGACCGGAGACUGAUCCUCCAGCAAAAGGAACAUGAGCAAAAGAUGCAGUUGCUGUUACAUCAUUUCAAAGAGCAAGAUGGAGAAGACAUUAUAGAAACUUUAAAAACAUAUGAAGAUAAAAUCCAACAGUUGGAAAAAGAUCUUUAUUUCUAUAAGAAAACCAGCAGAGAUCUUAAGAAGAAACUUAAGGAGCCCACAAGGGAAGCAGUCCAGUGGCAGCUAGCAUCAGAAUACCAUGAUGCUGGAGAUGGAUCCCUGAAUCCAGACGAGGUGCUUUCUGAAGAACUAAAAUGGGCAUCUAGAACUGAAAAUACAAACUUAAAUGGAUCAGAAAGAGGAGACAGUUCUUCAAGCAGCUUAAAAAUCCAACCAAAGUCUCAGAAUCUUUGGAAAGAUGCCCCAAACUCACUUCCAGUUUGUAGCUCAUUAGCACCUUCCAGUGGGCAGUUGUUAAGCAAUGAAGAUAAAACAGAGGAAAAUCCAUGUGUACAACCUCAUGGUCAACCAUCACCCCAAAUUCAGCUUGUGAACACUGUGGGACAGCCUCAUGGUGUCAAGCCUGUCAAAUUGUGUCGAAAAGAACUGCGUCAGAUUUCUGCCUUGGAACUAUCAUUACGACGUUCCAGUCUUGGAGUUGGGGUUAGAUCAAUGACUGCUGAUUCCAUUGAAGUCGCUAGG
This is a messenger RNA of Nannospalax galili (Upper Galilee mountains blind mole rat), 4208 nucleotides long. It is a transcript of the gene Kif27, whose product is annotated as kinesin family member 27. The transcript has 17 exons. Lineage: Eukaryota; Metazoa; Chordata; Mammalia; Rodentia; Spalacidae. Bases 198 to 3476 code for a protein of 1092 amino acids. Gene Ontology annotation, molecular function: microtubule binding; microtubule motor activity; ATP binding. Gene Ontology annotation, biological process: microtubule-based movement; mitotic spindle organization. The record is from RefSeq and is a predicted model, not a curated record.